AGCCUCUAGUUGAUGUAGUGUAGUGUCCAGUAGUGCGCUGUAUCCCAUUGAGGCAACGGGUUCACUAUUGACAGUACCACACCGUCUUGAGUGCAGUGCCUCGUCACCACAGUGCUAAUUCCGCCUCCUGUGACCUGCAGCACCCCUCCCCACAAAGUACCAGGACCCACCAACCUUUGCUCAGCUGCCGAGGACUGCCAGUGCAAAAGUGUUGAGCAGAUAAAGAACAGAUGUGAAGUGCAGGCAGUGAGUCCUGUAACAUGGCCCAGCUACUAAAGAGCUAACAAUUAGUGGUGUACCUGCAGACCUUAGUGCCACCCCAGCAGUGCCAUCACUACACUGCACUGAAAACAAAUAAUAGAUUUCUUAGUUUGGUGAGCAGCAUAACACACGAUGGCGGCUCAGACACAGACUGCCGCCGCCACAGACAGCCCGUCAAGGCGUGCUGUCCCCAAAACUGUAAAAACCGUUGUGCCUGCCAUAGAGGACUGUGCAUACACACAGUUCUAUUGUGAGGAAAACGUAUGGCGGCUGUGUGAGUAUGUGCGCACUCAUGAGGCACAGGAGCUGAGCAAAUGUUUUGUGGCAUUCAUCAGCAAUGACUCCCGGUGCGUGCCACUGUGGAGACAACGAAUGGGCAAGUCUGAGGACAAGCUAAUUACCUGGGAUUAUUCUAACAUCUUCACAUGUGUUGCGCCGAGUGAAAAGGACUAUCACGUGAUAUUUAUGUAUGAACCUGAUGAGCGUUGUUUGGUGUUUGACCUCGACUCUGACCUGCCAUUCCCAACCUAUUUCCACAAGUAUGUCACAGAGACACUCCGCACAGACCAUAUCUUGCGGCCUGAGCACUACAGAUACUUCAGAGUAGUGCCAGCAGCAACAUUUCUUCAGAAGUUUGCCAGUGACAGGCGACACAUGAGGCGUGAGGAUGGAAGCUGGAUGCAUCCUCCCCCUCCCUCCCCUCCCAUUGCACUACCCGAGUGUGUGCACAACCUUGAUGACUUCAUCAGUAUGGAUGCCAAGCGAGGUGUGGGAACGGUGUACAACCUUCAAGACUUUGUUCGCAGAUUUUACAAGAACAUGUAGAAUCACUAUAUAAUUAUAACUACCCUCUUCAUAAAGAUUUCCAUACUUUUUUGCACUUUUAUCUAAUCAGGUAUAUCAUGCACAUCAUCAUUAAUCACAGGAAAUUAUUGUGUUAUUAUUUAUUUUGUACUGGAAUCAUAGGUAUAUACAUAUGUACUUAGGUUUACAUGCAUGUAUUAAUGGAAUUCAUCAAUGGGAAUGAGGAAUGUGAAAGCAGUAUGACAGAGUUCUUACAUGACAGUUUUCUUGAGAUUGUUAAGUUCAAGCUUAUGAGCAGUUUUAAAAAGACAUGUGUGAAGAUUCUUUGUGUUAUUCAAUUGAGUGAAAAUUAGUUAAAGGUUAAAUUGCAUACUUGCUUAUGUAUAUGUAUUGGUCUUUGUGAAAAUAUGCAUGGCUGUUCAGAAGAUAGUAGCCUGCAGAAGUAAGCUAGGUACAGGAUGAGCUGAUUACUGUUUCUCAGGAAAGGUAUGUCUCAAAUUGCUUUUGUGUGCAAUUCCCAUACCUAACAUGUCCCUUUCCUCUUGAUUCUGUCUUGUUUGUUAAUGCAAAUUGAAGAACUUGACAUUCUAUCUUGAAUUCUGCAUAUGAUGUACGUAACAUGUUUCAGUUGAUUGCAGCUCUCUUUACUUUAUUUAAAGCUGUUAUGAUUCUGUUGAGGAUUACAAAAUUUACAUUUCCUAUUUAAUUUUUAUUUAUUUUUUAUUUAUUUAUGUAUUUAUUUAUUUAUUUAUUUAUUUAUUUAUUUUAUUUAUUUAUUUGUUUUCUUUUCUUUUCUUUUUUUCAGACUUAAAACAAACUUUAUAAAAAUGUUAAAGUCCCUAAACUUCAAAUUUGUUUAACACAAAUUUCACAUAAUAGGAAUAAUAUUAAGAGUCAUAUUUAAUUUUGUGAUUCAAAUAUGUCAGGGAAUGAAUAGCACAAAGUUAUUUGUUUAUAUAUUAACAUCUUUGUUUGCUAUAAACAGCAGCAAGUUUGAGACAAAGCCUUUUAAUCCUAACAUGCUUCAUAAGCAGUCUCUACAUGGUGCUUUUGGUAAGAUGUGUUGAUUUACAAAUCUUAGGUUUUUAUUAUAAUAGUUAACAGAUCUUUUGAUUUGAUGAAGAACUACUGAAGUAUUUUCUAUUUGGUCCUUAUAUGGUAGUAUCUGCUAGCUAAUGCUGGAGUGGCUUGCAUUCAGUACACUCCAGAGAAACUGUCCCACUGUGGAAUAUUCCUGUUGUUACUUAUCAUCUGUUCUUCAGAAAACUGAGCUUUGUGAGGGGGUACGUUUUGUAAUUAUCCAGUUACAUAACACUAAGUCAUCUAAUAUUCAUACCUUCCAAUUUCAAUUUCAAUGCUUUCAUAUGAAGUGAGCUUCAAAUGUGCCAAGCUGCAAAUUGUAUUUGGAGCUAAAGCAUAACUCUGCACUUUACUGUAUUUAAUAAAUAUGUUAAAAAUACUUAUUGAUAUAAUAUAAUUGGUAUAUGCAUUGUUUCUAUAAAAUUACAUAAUUUCAUGCAUGCACUAAGCAUUCUAGGCUUAAUGCUGCCCAUUUUACAGGGCACUGAGACUAUUCAGAGACAUAUUUUCUGACCGUACCGUGACCCAAUCCUGGUGGUUGUUAUAUGCUAGACUGAGUCACCCAAGCUAUCUAAAUGAGCAUAAAUUAUCAUAAGGAUACUUCAGAGAAAUAUCUCUCCAUACAAGAGGUUUCUUACUCCAUUAUGUGUUGUGAGUUCGGUUGUUUGUUGAAAGAAACUGUUUCAGUCUACACUAUGAUUUUCAAAAGUGAGUGCAGAAGAUAUUUAAACAACAUCAUGCCAUUCAUUAUAUUCUUAAGCAAGUUGUUAAUUUGAAUAACUGAGGAGUGAAUAUAUUAUAGAGAUUAUUUUUUUAGUUAUAUGUGAAAGGAAGCUAUGAAAAAACCGAGAAAUACAUGACUUAUACUUUCAAUUAAGGUCAUACAUAGUUAAAAAUUUAAAGCUGAAUUAUUUUCUUAUCUUUAACAUAGAUUGUCAACAAGGUCAAAAUAAGUAAUCUUAAAAGUGUGGUACGAAAAUAUUCUCACGUCUCCUUAAUCCAUCCAUUCUUGUCAGAUUGCAUUUUGUAAAUUGCCUGUAUCUUUUCCUCUAACAAAGAGUAUGCUAUUUAACUUUGAAGUGUGUAUGGGCUGUUAUUAGAGGCAUUAUUUAUUUUGAAAAUUUAUUCAUGCACAUUUAUUUUACGAUCUUCAUGAUUCUCUGUUAUCAUCCUCAUAUCUUAUUUAGGUUGUACAUGAGUGUAGUUGUGAUCAUUACAUUCCACCUUCAUAGCAAAAUCUUUGUAUUAUAUAUAUAUAUAUAUAUAUAUAUAUAUAUAUAUAUAUAUAUAUACCACAUGCUUUUCAUUCUCUGGUGCAUCAAAUUGUUCCUCAAAACAGCCUCAUACUCUGCAAUCUUAAAGGCAUGCUUCAUAAUGCUAUAUAGAAUACUGAAUAAUUUUUCAGCCUAGCUGAAUGUUAUAAUGUAUUGCAGUUUAUAAAAUGAUGCCUGGAUGGUUUGGGGACCACAAAAUUAACAAUGGAAUUGAAGAAAUCCAUAAGGGGAAAAUCUUCCAUUAGUCAUCAGUUUUAGUGUAGUUAGGAAAGCAGAUUUUUCUAGGAAGUGGUAGAUAGAUUCUACAUUUUUUACCCACUGUUGAUAGUCUACUAAACACCAGGCUUUCAAAUUUCAGGUCAUUUUAAUAUUGUUAAUGUAAAUAUAGCUCUUUUUGGUGUACAUGUGUGUUCAGUGCAGUCACUUCUAUAUGUAGAUAUGACAUCUACAAACCAAAGUUGUCUUCUAUUUCAUAUAAUGUUUCAUGAAAUGUCUUAACACUGCAUCAAGCUAUAUUUACCAUUUUGGAUACAUUAUCUAUUUUCAUAAAAUCUCGUGUUUAUUGCUGGGUUGUAACUGUAAUCAUAGUCGCCAUAUUAUUUGAAUGUUAAAUAUUCUAUAGCUUGUAGAACCUUUUCCUAUUAAUUUUAUUCAUUUGGAUGCAGUAUACAUUAUAUGCCUCCCAUGACACUAGUUAUACCUAUGAUUUAGUUUUCAGUUCGUGGUAAAGGUUUUGUUCCUAUGCUGCUCAUGGCACAUGUUUGUAAACAUUAUGUUCUGCAGCUUUAAGUAAUUUGUUUUAUCAGUAUGAUGAAGUAUUUAAGGUGCAUAUUUUACAUAUACUACAUAUAUGUAUGUGAUUGUUUGUAAAGUGAAAAAUUUAUUUUCUAAGCCGUAUUCUGAGCAUUUUGACUUCUUUCGUAUUAUAAUUCACCUGUGAUCAAAGUGCACUUUUACAUCAAACUCACAAGAGAGGAAGCCCUUGUAUUAAGUCUAUGGCGGUGGUGGUGAUGAAGGCAAACAGCUGUGUCGGGACGUGCCCACACCAGAAACACAGCCUGUGCACGUCAACACCUUAGAGCUAUUAUCCAUAGUGUAUCUGUAAUGGGAAAGCUUUGCUAUAAGGCCAACAUUUUGUAGAUUUCCUACAAAUUUAAUAAUUACUGAUAAAACUAGUAAUAUUAUAGGUAAUGUAUUGAAGUUGGCAGUUUGUAUUUAAGAGGCUGAGAGUUACAACAAAGUUCUCUUACACAAUUAUGAAGACAAUCUCAACAUGAAUUAUAGUUUUUUGGUGUGUAGGUCUGUUAUCAUUUCUGUGUUGGACUGGUUUAGUAUAAGUUUUUGUCCAAGGAUGUGGAAUUAAUUUUCAUGUAUGUAGCAGUCAAAAAAAACAGAUGUGCUAAAUUUGUUUUGAUCAUCGAUUGACAAGUGCCAUGUUGUGUUAGAAUUAAUAAGUGUGCUCUAAGAUGUGAAGCUGUUGAAGUAGAGAAGCUUUUUAUGAAAUAUAUAAAAUGAAUCACAUGUUUUCCAGUAUUUGAGUGUCAAUUUUUCAUCAGGUAUCUCGAUCAUGGAAUAUGGCAAGUCAGAAUAAUUGUUAUGUGUAUUUAGGCUGCUACAAACUAUUGUUAUUACUUAUUCAUUUGCUAUUUUUAGUAACUCAUAUGUGGGAAAAUGUGUUCAAACUUAUUGUCAGUGAAAGAAAUUGAAAUGCAUAUCCAAUUAGGUUCUGCCUGUCUCAGGGUUGUCAUGCUGCUUCACUGUGUACAAACUGUGGUAUGAGAAAAAGUUUUGUCAAAUUAUCACUGUUGUCCUUUGUGUGUUCAAGAAUCUGAUUCCUUUGAUUGAAAGUACAUGAAAACAAAAUAAUAUUGGCCUUGAACUCAGAUCCACAGAUACAAUUAAAUAAAAGCAGAAACUUGCUGUUUUUUUUUUUUUUUUUUUUUUUUUACACUGCACUGAUUGAGGUGCUGUUUACUAAUCUGUUUAAAAAAUGAUAUAGAGAAAAUUGAAAGCAUUUGAUGUUUACUAAAUCUAUGUUACAUAAUGGUGUAUGCUAUUAAGACUUUUCUAGUUUUGAUAACUUAGAAAGUACAGUAGUGGAAUCAAGAUUUACGGAUACGUACUGCCUUUUGGGGACAAUAUUUUAAAUCUGAAAAGAUGACUUAGGUUUUCAGUAAUCUGAUUAGCAGUAUUAAGAAUUAGAAAAAAAUAUGUAAGUUUUGGUACUGAUUUGGUUUUGAUACUAUAAAUGAAACCAUAAUUUCAUUCUCUUUGAGGCUUCAACUGAAGAACCAUUUAGCUGUGGUGGUGAAUCAAGUAAUUACUCUUGCACUCACAAAGACCAACAGCAACCUGAGCAUGGCACACACUCUUUGGUCCUCACACUUCAAUGAUAAAAAUCUAUGACUUAAAUUUGUAAUGAAAUCUUGUUUAUUGAAAUGGAAGGCAUUAUUAUAUGUACCAGCUGCUCCAGAGGACUCGACUGUCUUGCCGGUAUUUUUAGUUUAUGACCGUACAUUAACGUAUAUAAGUGGUAACUAGGGUGUAUAGCUUUUUGUUUCAUGUUAAAAAUGAAAAAAAUCAUACACAGCUUCUACCUACAACUGUUAUGUCAAGUGUUGUAAGCAUUUUCAAAGUUGAGAUAUUCUGCAGAUACUAAAGUAUAUACUAUAUACAGUAAUAGGCCACUAUGUUUAUCUUGCAAUUCUAGUAAUGUUUUUAGCAAUUGCAUAAGAAGAGCUUUUUGUGCUCAGCUGUACAUAUCUGUUGAUUGCCUUCUUGCAAGUUGAUCAUCAUCAGAUUGUUUCUAUACUAUACGUAUCUAUCAAUAUUGAGAUAAAUAUCCAAUAUUUGCAUAAUAUUUAUUUUUAACUCCAUUAGAUCAUUGGUUCAAGAAGAUGAAGGAGUUACAGUCUGCCAAGUUGUCGUGGCAAGAACACAGCAUGCAUUAAACUGUAAGCAGGCAAUGUAUCGUCAAAAUACUAUUAAUUGCUUUACAUCUUGCAACAUUGCAGAUUGUAACUGUAACCUUCAGUGAAUAUUAUGAUUUCAAACACUCAUUACAAUUAAAUUUUAAAAGGAAAACUUAUUACUGGAGAAAAUCUCUCAUUGUCUUAUCACUGCUGCUAAGCAGAAAUACCUCAGGCUUAUACUGAUUUUCCUCCUACCUUACAGGGAAAAUAUGGCUAUUAAAAGAACUUGAAAUCCCAGAAACUCAAGCCUUUAUAUACGAAGUGCUUUUAAUGUACUUUUCUGAUUGUGUGACUGAUCAUUGUAAACUCUGAUUUGUUUUCUUAAUAAAUGAAAUUGAUUUCUCUUUUACUG
Molecule: messenger RNA, 6743 nt
Organism: Scylla paramamosain (green mud crab)
Lineage: Eukaryota; Metazoa; Arthropoda; Malacostraca; Decapoda; Portunidae
Gene: tun
Product: protein N-terminal glutamine amidohydrolase-like
Exons: 7
Coding region: 394-1086 (230 amino acids)
Cellular component (GO): cytosol; nucleus
Molecular function (GO): protein-N-terminal glutamine amidohydrolase activity; protein-N-terminal asparagine amidohydrolase activity
Source: RefSeq, a predicted model, not a curated record